This is a messenger RNA of Fusarium vanettenii 77-13-4, 1023 nucleotides long. RefSeq lists its product as uncharacterized. NCBI's taxonomy places the organism in Eukaryota, Fungi, Ascomycota, Sordariomycetes, Hypocreales, Nectriaceae. The coding region runs from base 1 to 1023 and encodes 340 amino acids. Gene Ontology annotation, biological process: protein arginylation. The transcript has 3 exons. Gene Ontology annotation, molecular function: arginyl-tRNA--protein transferase activity. The record is from RefSeq and is a predicted model, not a curated record. Gene Ontology annotation, cellular component: cytoplasm.
AUGUAUCGACCUGACCAGCGUCGAUCAUGUUGUCCUCAUUACACCAUACGUCUCGACUCUAGCCAGUUCAAGCCAUCCAGGGACCAACGACAGACCAUCAACCGCUUCAACAGGUACGUCAUGGGCGAGACCUAUACGAAAGAGGUUGCUCGUCUUCAUCCAAAGUCGCGUGACCAGGCAAAGAAGCGAGAUAAUCACUUUGACCUGAUCGAGCGGGUUCACGAAGCCGAGGAUGCUCAGUUGCUCAACCCCCCUGAGGCUGCGCACAAGCUUGUCGUGACUCUGGAGACAGAUGAUUUCACGGAAGAAAAGUUUGAGGUCUAUGAGAACUACCAGAGAGUGGUACACAAGGAGGGGCCGAGCAAAAUAACUGCUGGCGGGUUCAAGCGUUUCUUGUGCAGCUCACCCCUGAGACGAGAGACGAUGGUGGAUUCGAAUGGCAAAGAGCGCCGUCUUGGGUCUUAUCAUCAUUGCUAUAGGUUGGACGGCAAGCUCCUCGGUGCGCUCUACGAGAUUGCUCUGUCCAUCGAGGAGGGUUAUGGAUGGUGGUACCCAGGCUUUUACAUUCACAGCUGCCCCAAGAUGCGGUACAAGAUUGACUAUUCACCGCAGUUUAUUCUUGAUCCGAACUCACUUACCUGGGAUCCUUUGGAUCGAAAGAUGUUGGAUCUCUUGGACAAGAAGGCGUUUGUGAGCCUGUCCUUGGAGAAGCAGAGGGACAACAAGUCUGAUGUCGAAUCAGAGGGCUCGAAGUCUGGAGAUGAUGAAGAUGACUGGCUCUUCAACGUCAACAUGCCAGGUAUUCCUCCUCUCUCUUCGGUGGCUGACUGGGAUCUGGACAACAUCGCGUUGAAGAUCAGGCCAGAUGGACCAUUGUACAAGACGUCAAAUCUUGUCAUUUGGGACAAACGGGGCGUGGAGGAUUAUCCGGGAUUGAAGGCUGGAGUUGCAGAGCUUGUUGCAGCCGUUGGGCCAGAUUUGAUAGACCGAAUUUGUUUGGAUUUCACGCCACGAAGAGGAUAG